This is a messenger RNA of Thalassophryne amazonica, 1362 nucleotides long. RefSeq names its product tetraspanin 15 (gene tspan15). The record is from RefSeq and is a predicted model, not a curated record. Gene Ontology annotation, cellular component: membrane. The transcript is spliced from 8 exons. The coding region runs from base 79 to 978 and encodes 299 amino acids. NCBI's taxonomy places the organism in Eukaryota, Metazoa, Chordata, Actinopteri, Batrachoidiformes, Batrachoididae.
GACAACGCGGAAGUGGCUGGUGUCACCGCCAGCAGCGCACAAACCGGCAGCCAAGCACAUUUUCUCCAAACAAACACGAUGUCCGGCAACGACGACAUCCGAUACUGUCACAAAUGCUCCUAUGUUUUCCUCAAAUUCACUCUGUUCGCGUAUGCCAUCAUCUGGUGGUUGAUAGGUGGCUUUAUCCUGGCUAUUGGGAUCUACGCGGAGGUGGAGAGACAGCGCUACAAGACACUGGAGGGAAUGUUUUUGGCACCAGCAAUUAUCCUGAUCGUUUUGGGAAUUAUUAUGUUUGUUGUUUCCUUCAUAGGAGUUUUGGGUUCACUGAGGGAUAAUAUUAUUCUCCUGAAAGUGUUCAUGUACACGCUGACACUGUGUCUGAUCGUUCAGCUGGUGGGAGGAGUUGUGGCGCUGAUCUUCUGCAACCAGACAGUGGAGUUGUUGAACAAGAACAUCCGAAGAGGCAUAGUGAAUUACUAUGAUGACUUAGACUUCAAAAACAUCAUGGACUUUGUUCAGAAGAAGUUUAAGUGUUGUGGAGGUCAGGAGUAUAAAGACUGGGAGGUCAACAUGUACCACAACUGUUCUGGUCCUGGUCCACUGGCCUGUGGUGUUCCCUAUACCUGCUGCAUUGCUACUAAGCCUAAUGAAGUGGCCAACACUCUAUGUGGGUAUAAGGUUUUGGAAAAACAGCGUCUGGAAUUGCUGGAAACCAUCCACAUCAGAGGCUGCACUGACGCUUUCUUCAUCUGGCUAAUGGACAACUACAAGAUUAUGGCUGGACUGUUCUUAGGGAUCCUUCUGCCUCAGUUCUUCGGCGUGAUAGUCAGUUGGCUGUAUAUCACACGUGUUGAAGAUGCCAUCAGUGAGUAUGGUCAAUACAUGGAUGGGCUACUGGCAUCGAACUCGCAGGAAAGAUCAGCCAAAAGGCAUGGCCGUGUGUCCAAAUGGUUUAAAUGUAUGCCGGAUAUUGAUUGACAGAAUCAACCAAAAAGGACCAAAUGGACUCCAACACUCGGUGUUUCCUAACUUGUGCCAAGGCAUCUGUGUAGUUUGACUUUGAACGGUUUUCUACUCUCAUCUACAUUUUUUUUUUUUUGAUAGUAAGAAUGAAUCAUUCAGCAACUGUAAUACCCACUGUCGAGGAGUUCCCAAUUUUUUUCAUGCUCAGUCAACUAAAGGCAAGCAGAUGUGGGAGUUGACUGACUUUGGUACAACUCUGAAAUAUGCUAUUUCCAACACAUACCAAAUGUUAUUAAGCUACUUUGCCUUAUCUCAGGGAUAAAGAUAAAAACCAGUGCAACCAGUUUUACAUGUAGUUAGUCCUGUCACAGUAUGCAACCAACAGGCCAGUGAUAACAA